AUGGAGAUAGAACGAAAUGCAAGGGCUGAGUGUGAUCCUCACUCACUGUCAUGGAUGGACGAGCAGGGUAACUUCUUCGUGACAUCUUCCGAGGACGGGUUCACCAAACUAUGGAGUAUCUCAGAUGCCAGCAGCAUCACGCUCCGAGGACACAUCAGGAGAGUCGUGUCGUGCGCGUUCUCUCCGAAAGGAGAUAUGGUUGCCACCGGCUCCAUGGACUCGACGAUCAAAUUGUGGAACACAGGGGACGGGAGUUGCCUCGUGACGCUGGAGGGGCACGAAGAGUUGGUAUCGUGCGUGCACUUCGAUAGCAAGGGGCGGUUUCUGCUCAGUGGUUCAUAUGACGGCACGAUGAAGCGAUGGCGAGUGAUGGACGGAAGAUGUGCGUUCACUUAUCAGGACUUCUCCAACAACGUUGUCUGCAUCGCGCUGAAACAAGACGACUCAACCCAGAAUGAGUUUGUGGCUUGUGGCUCAGGGAAAGGGACGAUCUUCGUGCUGACGACAGGGCAGAAGAGUGGCAGGAACAAGCUAAAAGGGCAUAAGGGAGCCAUCAAGCAGCUGGCGUUUCAUCCCGUGCGGGCCCAGAUGUUGUGCUCGUUUGCCGACGACAGCAGCUUCCGGCUGUGGGACUGUAACAGCUCUUCUUGCGUCCAGCUAGUCGAUGGUGACCUCGGGAGGAUCUUGGGGUUUCGGCUGCUCCCUCGGACAGGUCACCUGCUCUUUGCCUCGGUUGACACGUCUAAGGAGAAGAAGAAGUCAAGCACAUCUCGCUUUGCUCUAGGGACUCUGAGGUACCUCGCCUCCAGCUUGUCCGGGGUUGGUAGCGAAGAUCACCAGAAAAACGGGUCGUGUUUGUCUCUGGUGCUGGUGGGAUUUGCCAACAACAAUCUUUAUGCUGAUACUUUGGCUAUCAAGAGGCUUCCUGGUGGGCACGUGGACAAAGUGCAUGGAGUUUUCUUUGCGAACGAGAGCGAUUAUUUCUCUACGGUAAGAAGUAGUGCAAGGUGGAGCUAG
Molecule: messenger RNA, 1017 nt
Organism: Guillardia theta CCMP2712
Lineage: Eukaryota; Cryptophyceae; Pyrenomonadales; Geminigeraceae
Exons: 4
Coding region: 1-1017 (338 amino acids)
Molecular function (GO): protein binding
Source: RefSeq, a predicted model, not a curated record